GUCGAGAAAGUGUUGAAGAUGAGGCAAGAAGUGGUCGACCAAUAAGCACGUCCACCGCCGAAACCAUUGAUGCAGUCGAAAAACUGCUACGAUCGGAUAGACGACUCAAGAUUAGGGAAAUGGCCACAAAACUUGAUCUCCCAAAGACUACUGUGCAUGAAAUUGUUCAUGAGAAAUUAAAUUUUCGUAAGGUUUGUGCGCGCUGGGUACCGAAAAUGCUUAUAGCAGACCACAAAACCAAACGUAUGCGGAUAUCCAUAGAGCAUUUGAAUCGUGCUCGUAAUGACGAAAGCUUCCUCGAUCACCUCAUUACAGGAGAUGAGACAUGGGUUCAUUAUUCUACCCCUUACAACAAACGAGACUCGAUGACUUGGAAACAUCCCGAAUCGCCAGUUCCAAAAAAAUUCAAACAAACAAUUUCCUCAAAAAAAGUGAUGGCUACUGUGUUUUGGGAUGCACAAGGAAUUUUACUGAUUAAAUUUUUAUCAAAAAAUGAAAUAAUAAAUGCUGACCGAUACAUUGAAACGUUAAAAAAAUUGAAAGAAAAAAAUUCGUUUCAAGAGAAGAGGACAAUUACGCUCAGGAAAUGUGAAACUGCUGCAUGA
Molecule: messenger RNA, 605 nt
Organism: Sipha flava (yellow sugarcane aphid)
Lineage: Eukaryota; Metazoa; Arthropoda; Insecta; Hemiptera; Aphididae
Product: histone-lysine N-methyltransferase SETMAR-like
Exons: 1
Molecular function (GO): nucleic acid binding
Source: RefSeq, a predicted model, not a curated record